Molecule: messenger RNA, 4510 nt
Organism: Harpegnathos saltator (Jerdon's jumping ant)
Lineage: Eukaryota; Metazoa; Arthropoda; Insecta; Hymenoptera; Formicidae
Gene: Iswi
Product: nucleosome-remodeling ATPase imitation SWI
Exons: 1
Coding region: 179-3205 (1008 amino acids)
Biological process (GO): nucleosome organization
Cellular component (GO): nucleus; chromatin
Molecular function (GO): nucleosome binding; ATP hydrolysis activity; histone binding
Source: RefSeq, a predicted model, not a curated record
ACGUCCAGCGCCAUCAACGCAAUAUGGCGGUACGGAGCGGUGUUUGAUGCGGCGCGUGAGGUGCGUUCUUGGCGUACCCGACAACGGGACAAUUAUCAACGCUAAAUUAUCGUAAGGUGCUGCGCGUGAUCAGUCGGUGAAGGUUCGGCUUAGGCAAAGGUGUGUAAACUCCAUCAAAAUGUCGAAGCCGGACGAGAACGCGGACACCGGCGACACGGGGGACAACUCGAACGGGUCCUCGGCGGAGACCACGUCGUCGAGAGGCGGCGAUUUCGAGACGAAGCUGGAGACGGACCGUAGUAAGCGAUUCGAUUACUUGUUGAAACAAACGGAGAUAUUCUCGCACUUUAUGACGAACAAUCAGAAGGACAAGGCCGGUAGUCCCCUGAAGAUCAAAGCCGGCAGGCCCAGGAAGCAACCGGAGAACCCAAAGCCGGAUUCCGGCGAUCACAGACAUCGCAAGACCGAACAAGAGGAGGACGAGGAGCUGUUAGCCGAGAGCAAUGCCAGCGUAGCGCCUACUACACGCUUCGAGUCCUCGCCGCAUUACAUCAAGUCGGGCGAGCUGCGCGAUUACCAGAUACGAGGCCUAAACUGGAUGAUAUCGCUCUACGAGAACGGUAUAAACGGUAUUCUGGCGGACGAGAUGGGUCUCGGUAAGACGCUACAAACCAUCUCCUUGUUGGGUUACAUGAAACACUUUCGAAGCAUUCCUGGUCCUCAUAUCGUUAUCGUUCCCAAAUCGACGCUCGCCAAUUGGAUGAACGAAUUCAAGAAGUGGUGCCCCACAUUGAGGGCAGUUUGCCUCAUUGGAGACGCAGAGACUAGAAACACUUUCAUCAGAGACGUAAUGAUGCCGGGCGAAUGGGACGUGUGUGUGACAUCCUACGAGAUGGUGAUCAAGGAGAAAUCAGUAUUCAAAAAGUUCAACUGGCGCUACAUGGUGAUAGAUGAGGCGCAUAGGAUCAAGAACGAAAAGUCCAAGUUGUCGGAGAUCCUGAGAGAGUUCAAAACUGCCAAUCGGCUUCUACUGACAGGUACACCGCUCCAGAACAAUCUUCACGAGUUGUGGUCCCUCCUGAAUUUCCUUCUACCGGACGUGUUUAACAGUUCGGAUGACUUUGAUUCUUGGUUCAAUACUAACAGCUUCUUAGGUGAUAAUUCGUUGGUCGAAAGAUUACACGCUGUCCUAAGACCGUUCCUCUUGAGACGCUUGAAGUCUGAGGUGGAGAAAGGACUGAAGCCCAAGAAGGAGAUCAAAGUGUACAUCGGUCUGAGCAAAAUGCAGAGAGAGUGGUACACCAAAGUACUGAUGAAGGACAUUGACAUCGUGAACGGUGCGGGGAAGAUAGAGAAGAUGAGACUACAGAAUAUCUUGAUGCAACUGCGCAAAUGCUGCAACCAUCCGUAUUUGUUCGAUGGAGCCGAGCCUGGGCCACCGUACACUACAGAUGAGCACCUCGUCUACAACUGCGGAAAAAUGGUGAUACUCGACAAAUUGCUGCCGAAGCUGCAGCAGCAAGAAUCCCGAGUGCUAGUAUUCAGCCAGAUGACCAGGAUGCUCGAUAUCCUGGAGGACUACUGUCACUGGCGAUGCUUCCAAUAUUGUCGACUGGACGGCAACACUGCCCACGAGGACCGACAGCGGCAAAUCAACGAAUACAACGCACCCGGCAGCGAAAAGUUCAUCUUCAUGUUGUCGACUCGCGCGGGCGGCCUGGGUAUCAACCUGGCGACCGCCGACGUGGUAAUCAUUUACGACUCUGACUGGAAUCCGCAGAUGGACCUGCAAGCGAUGGAUCGCGCUCACCGCAUAGGUCAGCAGAAGCAAGUGCGAGUCUUCAGGUUUAUUACGGAGAACACUGUGGAAGAGAAGAUCGUCGAACGGGCGGAGGUGAAGCUGCGCCUUGACAAAUUGGUCAUUCAACAAGGACGGCUGGUGGACGCCAAGCAGACAGCAUUGAACAAGGACGAGAUGCUGAAUAUGAUCAGGCACGGCGCGAACGAGGUGUUCGCCUCCAAGGACAGCGCUAUCACGGACGAAGAUAUAGACACGAUAUUGCAGAAGGGCGAGGCCAAGACGGAGGAGAUGAAGCAGAAGCUGGAAAGCUUGGGCGAGUCGUCGCUGCGCAACUUCACCGUCGACGCGCCCACAGACUCAGUAUACCAGUUCGAGGGCGAGGAUUACCGCGAGAAGCAGAAGAUUCUCGGCCUGGGCAACUGGAUCGAGCCACCUAAACGCGAGCGUAAGGCCAACUACGCGGUUGACGCCUACUUCCGCGAGGCACUCCGCGUGUCGGAGCCGAAGGCGCCGAAAGCUCCGAGACCACCGAAACAGCCGAUAGUCCAGGACUUCCAGUUCUUCCCGCCGCGUUUGUUCGAGCUGUUGGACCAGGAGAUUUAUUAUUUCAGGCAAACGGUAGGCUACAAAGUGCCUAAGAACCCCGAGUUGGGCUCGGACGCCGCCCGCAUCCAGAAGGAGGAGCAGCGCAAGAUCGACGAUGCCCAGCCGCUCACCGAUGAGGAGGUCGUCGAGAAGGAGAAGCUGCUCCUGCAAGGCUUCACCAACUGGACCAAGCGGGACUUCAAUCAGUUCAUCAAGGCGAACGAGAAGUAUGGUCGCGACGACAUCGAGAACAUCGCCAAGGAGGUAGAAGGCAAAACGCCGGAGGAAGUGAUGGAGUACUCGGCCGUUUUCUGGGAACGUUGCCAUGAGCUUCAGGACAUAGACCGCGUAAUGGCUCAGAUCGAACGCGGCGAGGCGAAGAUCCAGAGGCGCGCCGGCAUCAAGAAGGCAUUGGACGCCAAGAUGGCGCGGUACCGCGCGCCCUUUCACCAGCUGAGGAUAGCGUACGGCACGAACAAGGGUAAGAACUACACCGAGGAGGAGGACCGCUUCCUCGUGUGCAUGCUGCACAAGCUCGGCUUCGACAAGGAGAACGUGUACGAGGAGCUGCGCGCCACCGUGCGCUCGGCGCCGCAGUUCCGCUUCGACUGGUUCGUCAAGUCCCGCACCGCGCUCGAGCUGCAACGCCGCUGCAACACCCUCAUCACCCUGAUCGAGCGCGAGAAUCAGGAGCUGGAGGAGCGCGAGAGGCAGGAGAGGAGGAAGAAGGGCGGCAACAUAGGCACGAAGCCGACGUCGAAGCGGAAGCAAGAGAAUCUGCCGGCGCCUCAGGACAAACCGCGGAAAAAGAAGAAGUAAAGCUCGCGAGGGUGCGACCGCCAUCAUCAGCACCAGCUCCUCCUCAACCGGACUCUACUAUUCUCCUCUUAGGACUCUCUUCGGUCACUCCCGCGGCCGCGACUGAGAUGUGGAUCACGGGGUAUCCAUGCGAGGACGCUUUUUCUAUAUUUACAGUUUUACUCUCCCUCGCACGCGCGCGCGCGUCGAUCUUGCAAACACCGACGACUUCAUGACGCUCACCUACUUCGUGUUUCACUUCAUGUAACGAAAGAGAUACAUACACAUCCACGUACACAUAUUUUUCAGACAACUGUCGCCGAGUUUGUCACAGGGUCCAUCGAAUUGUUUCACACGUUUGUAAUGACGAAUUGUUAUAGAUAUAUUAUCGUGAUUAGUCCAUAGAGAGCGAGAGAGAGAGAGAGAAUGAGAGAGAGAGAGAGAGAGAGAUGCGUACAUGUGUAAUGUAAUCGGACGUAAGUAGAUCUCCAAGCUAGAUCUCGCUUAGUGUCGCAGCAAUGUCGAUUAGACCUGAACACUUUUUUCCCAAUGGACAUGGAGAUAGAAUUACAACCAUUGCGAGUGCUUUUUUUUUUGUUUAAUCACUGUGUGUUGAAUGUUGACGGAUGUCAGAAUAUGAGACAUGAUAGAGAGGAUGCUAUAUUUAUUUCUUCGGAUCUGUCGAGCCUCGUGAGACGUUUUCAUCGAUAAAAUCUCCCUCUUCCUGUUCAAUUCGACAAGCCGCCGUAGGAUUAGAUAUUGUGGAGUAUAUUUCAUGCGUUACUUACUCUUAGCAUCCCAAGUGGAACGAGGUGUAUAAGUCCUGCUUGGGUUUUAUUUUAGUUUUAAAAUGCGGCCCAUAUAAUUACAUCGUGUGGUUACAACAUUCGACUCGUCGGUGGAGAAAUUUCGAAAUGUUUUUAUUGGUACGGUAUAAUUGAUACAUGAUCCUCGUCGGACCGCGCCGGACGAACAUGUAUAAUUGUAACGUAAUUCGUCGAAAGACGAAUAUUAAUCUGAGAAAUUACUGAGAAGUCAGCGUAUACGCGGAUACCGAGAUAAUGGCCGAAGAUUUCUACUCGAACAUUUCAGAACAUUCGAUUAGCGCCUUAAUGUGUAUGAAAAUAUCAAAUUCACAAACGCUUCUCCUAAAGAUGUAUACUUAGAUAAUUUUGAUAUUUGAGUUUACACACACACACACACACACACACACACACACACACACAUAUAUACACACACACGUACGCGCACAGACAAGAAAGAGUUCGCGCGUUCUCCGAGAAGAACGGUUCGAAAUCUUCGAUAAUAAAUAAAUCUUAUCACGGA